UUGUCUUGUGUGUUUUAGAUGGAUAUACGCUGCGUUACUGUCGCCUGAGUGGAUCUGAAGUAUCGGGCCCACUUCAUUCGGAGGAAGGAUUUUUUUUUAUCGAUAUUCGAAGACGUUCUGAAAUUGUAUCGUUCAUGGACUUCCAGCGCCUUGUGCUUGAGAAUCGUUGUCCUUAUCGAUAACUCGGACGAAGCAUUUGUCAGCGAAGAACCAUGUCUAUGCUUCCGACUUUCGGCUUUACGCAAGAGCAAGUGGCGUGCGUGUGCGAGGUCCUGCAGCAGGGCGGCAACAUCGAGCGCCUUGGCCGCUUUCUGUGGUCCCUGCCGGCCUGCGAGCACCUCCACAAGAACGAGAGCGUGCUCAAGGCCAAGGCCGUGGUCGCUUUCCACCGGGGAAACUUCAGAGAGCUCUAUAAAAUCCUCGAGAGCCACCAGUUCUCGCCGCACAACCACCCGAAACUACAGCAGCUGUGGCUCAAGGCGCACUACAUCGAGGCGGAGAAGCUGCGCGGACGGCCGCUUGGAGCCGUGGGCAAGUACCGAGUGCGUAGGAAGUUCCCGCUGCCCCGGUCCAUCUGGGAUGGCGAGGAGACAAGCUACUGCUUUAAGGAGAAGAGCCGCAGCGUGCUGAGGGAGUGGUACACCCAUAACCCGUACCCUUCACCGCGGGAAAAGCGCGAGCUGGCCGAAGCCACCGGCCUGACCACCACUCAGGUCAGCAACUGGUUCAAAAACAGGAGGCAACGCGACCGCGCGGCGGAGGCCAAAGAAAGGGAAAACAACGAGAACUCCAACACGAACAGCCACAACGCACUCACGUCGUCCAUGAACGGAAACAAGACGAUGAUGGGCAGCUCGGACGAGGACAAAACCCCCGUCGGAACUCCAGAUCACACGUCGUCGAGCCCUGCGCUGCUGCUCACUUCCGCCUCCGGCCUGCAGCCUCUACACGGCCUGGCUGCUCCGCCUGCACCCAGCGCAGUACCAGUGCCAAGCGCCGUGACUGUACCAAGCGCGGACUCACUGCACCACCAACACCACCACCACGGCCUGCAUGACACCAUACUGAACCCUAUGGCCUCCAACCUGGUCGAUCUGGGCUCUUAAAACACAAAACGCUAGGAGCAGGACGCUUGUCGACUGCAGACUUGUGGAGCAAAAACCCAGACAGGGAAGGUGUUGGACAGAGGGAGUGAGUUGUGGAUGAUGUUUUGGAUGGCCUACACUCAAAGCCAAUAAGAGGGUCCUUGAUGAGGUAUUUUUCUAGAAUGUUAUGCUCAAAGCCACGGAACUACAAGGUCUUAAUUCUUGUUUUCGACGUCGUUAUUCCUUCAGAUUUCGACACAUCCGUGAAUUGUCGGUCGUAUACCCCAUUUGUUUACAUGUUUUCUUUUUUUUAAAGGCCAUAGUAAGUUUCCUUUUGAUGGGGUGCCGUCAUAUGAAGUGUUUUAUUACCAGCACAGCGAUUAUUAAGCUUAGCUUAUUUUCAUUUGUAUUUUUUUUUCUUUUUGGAAACCGACUGCAUGUAAAACUUUGCGAUCAAGUAAUAAAAUAUAAGCCCGAUCCCACCAUAGUUUCAUAUACCCUUUACAAUAAAAGCUAAUGUGCAUUUAUUGAGAA
This is a messenger RNA of Pangasianodon hypophthalmus (striped catfish), 1619 nucleotides long. It is a transcript of the gene six2a, whose product is annotated as SIX homeobox 2a. Gene Ontology annotation, molecular function: RNA polymerase II cis-regulatory region sequence-specific DNA binding; DNA-binding transcription factor activity, RNA polymerase II-specific. Gene Ontology annotation, cellular component: transcription regulator complex; nucleus. The transcript has 2 exons. Bases 213 to 1106 code for a protein of 297 amino acids. The record is from RefSeq and is a predicted model, not a curated record. Lineage: Eukaryota; Metazoa; Chordata; Actinopteri; Siluriformes; Pangasiidae. Gene Ontology annotation, biological process: regulation of transcription by RNA polymerase II.